This is a messenger RNA of Linum trigynum, 2196 nucleotides long. NCBI's taxonomy places the organism in Eukaryota, Viridiplantae, Streptophyta, Magnoliopsida, Malpighiales, Linaceae. The record is from the annotation of a GenBank genome assembly.
GGUGAGAAGCUGACCACCACCAAUUAUAAUGACUGGAGCAAAGCAAUGCUCAAUAUUCUGGCCGCCAAGAACAAGCUUGGCUUCAUCAAUGGCACCAUCCCUUACCCAGAUCCAACAGAUCCUCUAUUCUCUUCCCGGAGUCGAAACAACAUCAUGGUCCUCAGUUGGAUUCAACAAGCUCUUGAUCAUGGCAUCAAGAAAACCAUUAGGUCUUCCAAGCUCGCAUCAGAAGCAUGGAAUAGCCUCAAAGCUCGCUAUGGUCAAGGUGACAUGAUCCGCGUUGCUGAACUCAUAGAGUCCAUUGGCACCAUCAAACAAGGUAACCAAAUAGUGAGUGAAUAUUAUGGCAAUCUUAUUGCUCUUCAAGAUGAGCUUGACAACUAUCAGCCUAUCAAUCCAUGUCGUUGCACAGAAACUAGUUCUGUUGACUGUGCUGCUCUGAAUGCUGUUAUGAGCUAUCGUGAUGUCAACUCUAUUGUCCAGUUUCUUUGUGGUCUCAAUGAUAAUUAUGCCACUGUCCGGUCUCAAGUGCUAUUUGGAGACACUCUACCUCCAAUUGAUAGGGUCUUUCAGAGGGCUUUACAACAUGAACGCAACUGUAUGGCACUCAACAAGGCAAAACCAUCACUUCUGAAGGUUCAGCCUUUGCUGCUCAGGGUCCCAAACGCCCUUUUCCAAAUUUCAAACGCCCUCAUUGCACUUUCUGCAAUACUCCAGGCCACCACAAACAUGGCUGGCCACCAGGUUUAUCAUCCAGAGGAUCUUCUAUGAACUCAAACUCAUCCAACAUUUCAUGAAAGAACAAAGCACAUAGAACUGGAUUGUCACCUGGUAAGGGAAAAAUUGCAUGUUGGAAUCAUCAAGCUGCUCCAUGUCAACUCACUACACCAAUUGGCCGACAUUUUCACAAAGGCCCUACCUCCUACCACCUUCUCCAAUCUCCUCUCCAAGCUUGUUGUGCAUAAUCUCUGCCCACCAGCUUGCGGGGGGUAUCGGAUAAAAAUUCAAAAUUUUCAUCCGCGACUUAAACGGCUAACAGCGGGAGUAGCUGGUCCGAUGUCAUUUCAGGCAAAGUGAUAGCGUCGUAUAUGCACAUGUUUUCACUCUUGUUUCAUGACCAUUUUAGCUCGAAUUUGUUGUUCCUUGGCCUAUUUUACGCUAGGUUGUGUUGUUUUGUCGUAUUUCAGGUCCUAUCAAGUAAAGAGGUGCAUAGGCGCAAGUUUCGGGUCAUUUGGAGGUCAGUUGGCGAUUCAAGAUGCAAAUUACGGGCAGCCCCUGCCCAUUUACGGGCGUAAUUGCUUCUGUCAUGCAUGUAAAUGCAAUGCCGAGCCAAAUACCUGAAAAUUCAUAUCGCGGAACAAAUUACGGGCAAGAGUAAAAGCAUUUACGGUCGUACUGGCUCAAAUACUGGCAGUAAUUGGGUGAUUACGACCAUAAUUCCAUUCUUCUGAGUUAAGUGAAACGCGCGUUUUGGGUGAAUUACGGGCAUACCAUGAUUACGACCGUAAUUCAGCCCGUAUUUUGCCCAAAAUAGGGUUUUUGCUGCAGAUUUGAGCCAAAGGAGAAGGGGUCGACUUUUUGGAGCAAAAACAGAGUUUUAGAGAGAGAAAGUGCCCAGAACAAACCCUAUGAGCUAUAUGGAGUGGAUUUCUCACCAUUGAAGCCUAGAUUGCAUCCCCAGGAGUGAAGAUUGACAUCCCAGAGCAGAUUUUCCUCAUCUUUAUCAGUAUGACUACUCUGAUUUCUGUUUUCCUCUCUCUCUCUCUCUAUGGAGUAGAACUUUCUCUCACUUGGGUAUGAAGAACCCUAGUUCCAUGUGUUAGGGAUCUUGAUUCUAAUGACUUGGGAUUGUUAUACUGUUUGAUUUUAAUCGAUUGAUGCAUGAUUUAUUGAGUCAAUUGAAGUCUGAUCAUCUUCUCUUGAUUUCUGCUGCAACCUGAGACAGAUAGAAUCUGAUUAGGUUGUUAGAGCUUCAUCAAUCGGUAGUGGUAGAUUGAUUAUACGAGAGUUAAUCGAUUUAAUACUUUGUACUGGAAUCCAAUUCCAGUAGUGGAGUUCUGUGUUCAUAGCCUCAGCUUUCUAUCCCGGUGAGGACUAGUCGUCUGCUAGGUAGUUGGACUGAGAGGACUUGGUCAGCUUACGAGAUUCCAAGCUACUGUCGGAUCUUCCGCAUUUUAAUCAACAGUUAAUCAACCC